AUGGAACUGGCCGCUACCGAGUCUGAAGGGAGCGGUGUCGGAUCACUCAAAACCCUAGACACUUCAUCCAAGGAAGCCCUACGAGACCGGGAAGAUAUACACGUCCAUCAGGGCAUUAGGCCUGAUCUCUCUGUCUACUUCAAAGAAACUCUUGAGGAUCGUUCUCUCGCCGAGAUUAGAGGCGCCACUGAGUCCAAAGCGCCGGCGAAGCAUAAAGAAGACAGUGCCAAAGGGAAGGCCAAACAACGCAGGACCCCCAAAGAGGAGCGUCUCCGACAGGAGCGUAGUCGUUACGCUGGAAAAGCGUCUUUCGCGCACAUUGUCGUGCCGAUUGAGGCGAAAACCAAGCGUACCCUGUCCGCUUUCAGUUUCCCUACCUCGAAAGUCGAUGCGGAGAACCCGGACUCUGCGGAGCCGCCGAUCGUUGAAAAGCAAUCAGCAACUGUUGAAGAUGCGCUUGGCCAGAUUUCGGAAUACUGCGCGACCAUAUUCAAUCGCCAACAUCGGACUCGGCUCAUCGCCCUCUACGUCCAUCGCUUCGAGGCACGGAUCAUCGUCUUCGAUCGUGGGUCAUGCGUCGCUUCCACUCCGUUCAAGUGGGGAUCUGAAGGCCAUCCCGCGCUGCAUCAGUUCUUCUGGCGUCUGGCUCACAUGACCAGGACAGAGCUCGGAUUCGAUCAUACCGUUGUUCCAUCGCUGCCGCCGGACGUCUACCAAGCACUGGACAAUUUCACCCACAAGCGCCUCCAUGAUACUCUGGGGCCCUUGGUGCGCCAAUACUCUCGCGCUUUGUCGUUCGACACGAAGACAAAGCAGUGGCCGUUGCAACUGAUGACCAUAGCGGGCAAACGCUACGUCGUUGGGUGCCCGACAACCAGGACAUCCACUCUUUUUGGAAAUGCGCGUCGCUACUAUGUUGCGUACUGCGUGGAAGAUGAAGAGCUACGUACCGUGAAGGACUACUGGAGGUUCGACGAUCCUAACAUUCCCCCGGAGCACGCAGUCUACAAACUCCUCAACGACCAUGGGGUGCGCAACGUACCUUCGUGUGACUACGGUGGUGAUGUCCCAGACGAGGAGUCAGACGGGCCUCAGCGAACGAUGGUUCUCCGUCGCACUCCUGAAGAACCCCAGAUUGGCUUGCCCGCUCACGUUCAUUACCGCAUAGUGCUCCGGGAGGUUUUCCAGCCGCUCUCUGAGUUCAAGAACUUCCAGUCUCUCUGUGGAUUCAUGGCUGAUGCUAUGGAAGCACAUUACGACGCCUGGCAUAAAGCAAGAGUGCUUCACCGCGCAGUCAGCACUUACAGCAUCGGGAUCCUUACAGCAUAUGACGACGAAAAGAAGGAAAUCAAGCCUCAAACUGCUUUGCUCGUUGACUGGGACUUCGCGAAGACGCGUGAUGAGAUCGAGAACGGUACAAAGCCUCGGCGUCAAGACAUUGUUCCGGGAGCUUGGUUGCACCGAUCCGCCCUCUCGCUGCGCUUCCCGACUCGUGGGUAUGGAGUCCAAGAUGACGUCGAGUCGUUUCUGCAUAUGUUCGAAUACUGCGUUAUCCGACGUCAUGAAACCAACUGCCCCGAUUUCGAGAUUACCGAAGGCAAAGACACAGUCCACUCCAGGCUGAUGCGCGUCGUCAAGGAAGUCUACACUGCACACAAGGUGCGAGCCUCAGACGGUGCGCAUGUCGGAGGCCGAGCAAAAUUUAAGAACAUGAAACGGGAGACCCCGUGGAUGAAGCCGAUCCCAGCCAACACCACCCUGACUGAUCUUCUACAACGGAUUGCGGGAAUUGGAUACAUGCACUACGUCCCCAUCGAUGACGACGACUUCGAAGUAGCCCUGCUGCCAAGCCCUGAGCUAGCUGGCGCCAGUUCCGCGACUUCAACCUCCCAAAUGCCCUCCGCGACCGGUGAUACUCUUCGGGUAGCCAAAGAGAACGGGCCCUUAAGCAGUCACACCGAACUCCUUAAUCUUUUUCGAGAGUUCCACAAGAAAUCGUGGCCUGAAAGCGACUUGUCGAUCGCCAAGAACGACCUGUUCGAGAGCGCGCGCAUCACGAUCAAGGAGAAUACCGGGUAUUGGAGACGCCAGUAG
Molecule: messenger RNA, 2094 nt
Organism: Epithele typhae
Lineage: Eukaryota; Fungi; Basidiomycota; Agaricomycetes; Polyporales; Epitheliaceae
Exons: 4
Coding region: 1-2094 (697 amino acids)
Source: RefSeq, a predicted model, not a curated record